GGAGGACCAGCCUCAGUUAAAGCUGUGUAUGCAUACCGGCGAAUUCGUUAGCAAAUCGCGAGAAAAAUUUAAGCUGAAAGAUCAGCGUGCACUUCGCGAGUAACAUAAGUACACGUGCCUCAUACAAGUUCUUUCUCGAUCAGACUCUGUGCUCUAAAUCCUCACGUAUUGCUUGCUCGUUUCUUAAAUUACAUAUCGGAGAUAAUUAAUUUUUUAUUGAUAUUUCUCUAGUUAAGGAAUAAAGUUCAAGUCGAGUCGACGUUUUUGUUCUUUUUUUUUUUCAAGAUGAAGUUAUGAACUCGUUUUCCAAAAGAAAAUCUGUUCACGAGAUGGAAUCGGACCGAUCUUGAUACCUUUACGCUUGAUAAUAAUCGCAGAAAAGGAAGACAAAAAGGAUUCGAAAAUGCCAGCUUGCACCAGCGAAAACGUUUCGAGGUAUUGGUCUUCGAGUCCGCCGAUUUCCAGGAGCAAUAGCGUGUCUCCCCCGAUACCAAGUUCACCACUGUCUGCCUCACCUCCCUUGAUAUCGCCGAUAUCGACUUUAAAACGAUCUAUGUCGAGCGUUUCUAAUCAUUCCAAUGUAUCAAACAUCUCCCAAUCGUCGCACAACUCGGGCACAUCUACUGUGAUAUUUUCACCGAGACGACAGCAGCAACAUCAACAGCAACAGUUACAAUUAAGCUCCCAGCCUCGGUCAACACAAGGACAGAAUCACAAUCGAAACGAUUCGUUGUUGCUAAGAAUUUUCUCCGUCUAUAUAGACGCAUUGUACGGAGCACUUCAAAGUAUCAUCAGUCUGACAAGUUAUGCGAUCUGGGCGCCAGCGCUUUGCGCGUCUAUUUGGAUUUAUAUACUAUGGCUAAUUUUCCAAUUUCCCUUGACCACUUUCAAGUGGUUCCUGACCGUGCUCUAUACGCCGACUUCGGAGAGGAUUCGUACCAAACGCUGUGUUCUUAUCAGCGGUGGAAGCACGGUACAAGCGGUUCAUCUGGCGCGAAACUUCUACAGGGCAGGGGCCAGGGUGGUGGUUUGCGAGUUGGAAGGUUCGUUCAGCUUGGCCAAGUUUUCGACUGCGUGCUCUAAGUUCUACACGAUUCCAAAACCAGGACCCGAGAAUGUGAUCGAGUACAUCAAAGCUUUGAAGGACAUCGUUCGAAAAGAGAAGGCUGUCUAUUAUAUUCCGGUGAGUGCUAGUAAUACAGCCUACUACGAUGCUCUGGCGAAACCUUAUCUAGAAGUAAUGGGUUGUGAGUGUUUCGUGCCCGGUGCCAGUGAAGUGACAUCCCUGGAUGAUCCCCUAGAACUAUUGCAAAGAUGUCAAACGCUGGGUUUAUCGACUCCCUGCCAUGCUGUCUUACGCUCCGUGCAAGAUGUCACGAGAAUGUACGAACAGAAUGCGUUUUCUACUGGUAGAUACUUGAUAUUGGCCGCAGGUCCGGCCGGGAUGAGAGAUCGAGGCAAGAUAAUUCUGCCGCCGACCAUAAGGGAGUUCAGAAAUCAGCAGUACGAGAUCAAUGAGAAUAAACCUUGGCUAGUAAUACGUGAUCCAAGCGGUAAACAUUAUAUCACUUGUACUACGGUGAAAGAGUCGAAGAUCGUGGCCAACGUGACUUGCUUCGUUGACGAGGAACGAGGCUUGAUACCUGAAGAACAUCCGGAAAUAGUGCAGUGGCUUGACAGAUAUUUCGCUCACUCGUUCAACGUUAGAAUCAACGGACAUUUGAGCUUUAGAUUCGCAGUAACAGAGGAAGGAGAAUUAGUACCAAUUGGCUGUCGAGUAGGUGUUAGCUUGCCGUACAUCUGUCACACGGGGAUCCAUCCCCGGCUGGUAUGGAAACCUUGUCGACACUUCUCUAGACAGAAUUCGGGAAUCCUCCUGACUAUGUCAGACAGGCAUUUGUUAUCGGACACAGUGUCUUGUGCACUGAAACGACCAAUAGGAGAAACCGAUCCUCAUCUGUUAGGCACCGUGCUCGACAAACGGGAAGCUCUCUUCGCUUAUUGGGAUCCAUUGCCAUAUUGCGCUUACUCUCAUCUUCAAUUGCCAUUCAGGCGUUUGGCGCGUGUAAUUCGAGCACAGCCGGUACAGCAUAAUCCACCAUUGGCGUUGCGCAAACGGAGUCAGAGCGAAAGAAAACAGAAUGGAAUGGUUGAGAAGCAAGAUUUGAAUGAUUUGAAGGAGAUUUUACAAGGUUAGCCAGUAUUCGGAGCAUUCCUGCGAUUGAAAAUUAUGAAAAUGGAAAGAAACAAUAAAAUGAAAAAAAAAAAAAAAA
This is a messenger RNA of Frieseomelitta varia, 2273 nucleotides long. RefSeq lists its product as uncharacterized. The transcript is spliced from 2 exons. The record is from RefSeq and is a predicted model, not a curated record. The coding region runs from base 404 to 2197 and encodes 597 amino acids. Lineage: Eukaryota; Metazoa; Arthropoda; Insecta; Hymenoptera; Apidae.